Molecule: messenger RNA, 4518 nt
Organism: Symbiodinium sp. CCMP2592
Lineage: Eukaryota; Dinophyceae; Suessiales; Symbiodiniaceae
Source: the annotation of a GenBank genome assembly
AUGCGCAGAGCCUUCGGGCUUCUGCUGGUCUGCAUUCUCGCAAGCGCUAUAGAUCAGAAGAGCUUGCUGGCAAGCCGCACCGCAGCUGACUCCCUGAUGGAAGGCGAAAAUGUGCAGCGAGAUCGGCUCCGGUCAGCGGCUGAACGCCCUGCUCGGGGCAUUCGGUCCAAAACUUCGGUGAAGUUCGGAAAUCACGGCAGGACACUCUCUGCAGAUGGCAAAGAGAAGUCCGAGGAACAGGCAGGAUCAGGACCUGAUGACACCCUUCCACCUUUGGGCUCUUACUAUGCAGAUUGGAAUCCGGCAAUCUACAGUGCGCUCAAGUAUUCCAUCGUUCGAAUCAGCACGGUGGACAGGAGCAUAGACAUGGACAAGCCCUACGAGGAUGGCGGGCUUCAGGAGUCUGUCGGCAGCGGAUUUCUGGUGGAUGAGAACACAACUAUGCUCGGCGACGAUGAUUACACGAUAGUCACCAAUGCGCAUGUGGUUCGGGGCUCUGGCAUCGUCCGAGUGCAGUUCCCAUCUUUGGGGCGCCAUCUCUUCGAUGCCACUGUGCCCAUGAUUUGCUUCCAGUUCGAUUUGGCGAUCGUGAAGCUGAAAGAUCCCACGGAAUUGAGGGAGAAGCUGAAGCUCGCCAAUGUGACCCUUUCUUUGUUGAAGUUGCAAGCGCGGAAUGUGAAGAUGGGCAUGCGCGUGGCGGCAUUGGGCUUUCCCCUAGGGAGCCAGUGGCUCAAGCUCAGCGAGGGCGUCGUGUCUGGUGCUGAGGUGGUUGAAGACAACAUGGUCUAUCAAAGCACUGCGCCGAUCAGCCCCGGAAACAGCGGUGGUCCAUUGCUUGUCUUCAGAUCAGACAGCCUGGUGAGAUCGGCCAACUUCGAUGCCGAAGGGAGGAAGCCCACUUUGGACACUGUUGUGGGUGUGAACUUCGCAUCUUCUGCAUCCAAGUCAGCGCAGAAUCUGAACUAUGCCGUGCCGGCGUUUCGCAUCGUCCAGGUCUUGGCCGCAUACGCGAGGAUGCGUCAAACAGACUGUGAGGAAGCCUUAGACGAGUUCGGUCGCGGAACAAGGCGUCAUAUGGAAUUGCGCAUCGCUCCCGUCGGUGUGGUGUACACACAGGCCACGCAGGCACACCUGAGGAGAAGCGGCUGUAAGAGCGGUGUGCCACUGGAUCGCUUCAUGCCGUUCUCACUCUUCCGCUGGGCCCACCCGCCCAUCAAGCCUGGCAGCUUCUUGGUCAAAGUGGACGAGACAGAGUUGGACACCUUCGGAAUGGGCAAAAGAUUCGAUUACAUGCAGCAGUACGUCAGCUUCAAGGAUUUGCUUACAUUCCGGGAGCACUUGGACGACAUUGUAACCGUGACUACGUGCACCAACGGCAUCAUAGCAGAGCACCGUCUGAGUCUGAAGUGGAACAGCAGCCGGUUUGAAGGAGGAGUCCGCUACUUGUAUGAGCCCAACUUCGACGAAACCGCAAAAGACUACGAAUGGUUCUCGGGGCUGACCAUGGUCCAGCUUACGUUGAACCACAUUGACUCGUGGAUUGCCCAGCUUGGCGGGGAAACUUUGGGGAGAUUCUAUUUGGAGGAGAACACUCUUCACCCUCGCGUCGCUAUCACAUCGUGUGCGUCCGGGUUCAGCUGCGAAGAGAUUGUGGGCACUGGAAUGAUCGUGGAGAGUAUCAAUGGCUGCCCAGUGUCCACGCUUGCGGACAUUCGCCGGUGCUUCAUCCCCAAGACCGGCCUUGAAACCUGGGAGCUGGUCACAGAUCGAGGAGUGGCGCUGGCAGUGGACUUCCAGGAAGAGAUGAGCCAAGCUGUCCGCCUUGUGCAUGAGGAUUUGACCUUGCUGAGCAAGGCUGUGCGGGAGGCUGCUUUGUGGCUCCGUAAUUCGUCGUCCCGGCGAGCAGCUGAACCAAGCAAGCCAAAGAGAGGUGGGGAUAAAGAUACGAAGAACCACAGCAACGCGACGAAUAGCUCUGGGAAUUCUUCUGGCAGACUUGGAGAGCAGGCAGAUGCCGAUGAGUAUCACCAAGAUGUCGGAGAUGAUGUGGACGACCCAGUGGAGGUGGUCGUCCAUAAGCGCAGGAAAAGAAGGAGGAGGGGCUGGACGCCUUCGACCAGCGAAGGCAGGCUGGCCGCUCCCUUGAUUCCACAAGAUAGCCAUGAUGCACUUCUCAGUCGACAUGCCAAGCAGCCCGACAUCGAGAGAGAGGCAGUGGCGCAGAAAGCCGAGAACUUGUCCUUUGCACCAAACGACACCACUACCAAGAGCCAGACGGCCCACUCUAAGCACCCCAUGCGCACCGGCCACAAGCAUCGGCAUUCCAGACAGAGAGAUGGUACGAAGAUUCGGGAUGCGCAGGCAGAUGCCACGCACACCGAGAAGACGAAAGAUUCACGGGAGGUUGAGCAGGAGAAGCUCAGGGCGAAAUAUAACAUGCAGGCAUGCUUCGACUGUCGGCAAACUGGGCGCCUGAAGCGAAUUGAAGUGACGGCUGCCGUAGACCUAGCAACGGUGUGGCAGGAUCGUGCAGAUCUGCCGGACAAUCUAGCACCUUCUCGUGAAAGACGUGCUGGGCUGAAAGAGCUCAAAAGGAAAGAGCCAGAUCCUGCUGGAAGCUCCAAGCAAGCCGCCAAAAUUCCCUUGCGCCUCAAGGAGCUGGUGACGAAGCCACCCAGCCCGAAGACAGAUGCAGAGAAACAGCUGAUGAUUGAGGCACUGAAGCAGAAUGACAACCUGAUGAGUGUUGUAUCGCUAAGCGACGCCAACCUCUCUCAGAUGGUUGCGGUUGCCUGGAAGGAGGAGGUGACGGCUGGCACUAAGUUGAUCACCGAAGGUGAUUUAAACGCCGACUACUUUUACGUUGUGCAGGAAGGGAAGUUCGAUGUCGUCAUAGGAGGGUCGAAGACUGCAGAGGAGGGUGGGCCGCAGGUGGUUGCGUCCAUUCCAAAAGGCGGAAGCUUUGGUGAAUUGGCACUGCUCUACUUUGCCCCACGUGCAGCAACCAUCCAGGCAGCAGAGGAUGCCAUGGUCUGGGUGAUUGACCGCAAGAACUUUAAGGAGAUUCUGGCACAGUCCUCCAAUGCUACGGCUAAGGAGUACAUAAAGUAUUUGGACAAGGUGGAGAUUUUGGCGCCACUACAGGACGACGAGAAAGCGGCCGUUGCGCAAAGCUUAUCCGAAAUGUCGUUCAGCCGCGGAGAAGUGAUCUUCCAACAGGGGGAGAAAGGCGACGCCUUCUACAUUCUCAUUGAGGGACAGGUCAGCGUUGUGAAAGACGGAAGAGAGGUCACAAAGCUAAUCGCGACGCCUGAGAAAGCUUCGUUUUUCGGAGACAGGGCUCUGCUGAGCAACGAGCCACGGAAUGCAACGUUGCAGGUGAUCUCCGACACGGCCAAGACGCUGACCGUGGACCGGCAGUCCUUUGACAUGGUCCUUGGACCACUUGCCGAACUACAGACGAGAGGCAGAGGUGGAAAGAGCAAGCUGGGUGGCCGCAGCGUUGCCAGUAGCGCUGCCGCAAUGGGCAAUGCAACCCGAAAGUUUGGAUUGAUCUUACGGAAGGAUCUGAAGAGAAUUGGAUUGCUUGGAUGUGGUGGCUUUGGUGCUGUAGAGUUGGUGGAGCACGCUGCAUUGGGCGAUACCUAUGCCUUGAAGGCUCUCAGUAAAGGCUACGUCAUGAAGUCGGGCAUGCAGCAAAACGUCUUGAACGAGAAGAACGUGCAGAUCAUGUGCGAUUCGCCGUUCAUAAUCAAGCUGUACGAGACGUACAACGGCACCCAAUCACUGUACUUUCUCCUGGAGCCCGCACUGGGAGGUGAACUUUAUGCAACCUACAACAAGAAAGGUCUGUUCGGCAAGGAGGGGCACGCCAAAUUUUAUGUUGCCGGUGUGGUCAAUGCCUUCGAGCAUCUCCAUGGCAAAAAGAUCAUCUUCCGUGAUCUGAAACCGGAGAAUCUUUUGCUUACAGAGCUUGGCCAUAUCAAGUUGACGGACAUGGGCCUUGCCAAGGUUGUGGUCGGCAAGACAUACACUACUUGCGGCACGCCCGACUACUUCGCACCGGAAAUGAUCGCAUCAGCUGGUCACACAAUGGCCGUUGAUUGGUGGACUUUGGGCGUCUUGAGCUUCGAGCUAAUGGCAGGCCAUCCGCCAUUCGAGUCGCCACAUCCUAUGCAGAUCUACCAGAAGGUAAACAAGGGCAUCACCAAAGUGAACUUCCCCAACAAGAUGAAGGGUGUAGUUGAGGAUCUCGUCAAGAAUCUGUGCAAGAAGGAGCCUGCUGACAGACUUCCUAUGAGGAAGGGCGGAGCUGGUAACAUCCGGAAGCACUCGUGGUUCACCACCUUCGAGUGGGAGAAGUACGACAAUGGCAAUAUGCCUUCGCCCUACAGGCCCCAGGUGCAGAGCAAGAAGGAUAUGGCAAACUUUGCCGCACGGAAGGAGGACAUGCCACCCAACGUGCAAUACAAGGAUGAUGGCUCUGGCUGGGAUGCAGACUUCGCCACCUGCUCCUGA